CCGACCAUUGGCCAUUUUAGAAACUGAGAGAGGUACUAUCGAAAAUGAGUAAUAAUUUGGAGAGUAGUGAAGUGAUUCAACCUUGAGUACACUCACUUGUGAGAAAAAUCGUAGGACCAAUGGGAUUGCUUCUCAUCAAAGAUAGACGAUUUUUAUUCGGUACAUAAGGUAAUGUUUAGCAUGUAUAACUGUUGUGUCAAAGCAAGGCACCAGCAGGAUUCAAAAUGGUCCUUGGUUGUUUGCAUCUGUGCAACUCUCUCACAAGUGAUGGUCUUGGGAAUUAUGCGCAGCUUUGGUGUGCUUUUUCCUGUAUUGAUGGCAAAGUUUGAAACAAACAGGGAAAAAACAGCUUGGGUAGGUUCCCUCUGCUUAUCACUUGCACUAUUUGCUGCUCCAUUUGUGGGACGUCUCUCUGACAAGUUUAGUUGUCGCUGUUUGAUCAUGACUGGAGCAUUGCUGUUUGUAACAGGACUUAUAGCAACAUCAUUUGUUAACAACAUUGCAAUCAUGUUCAUCACCUACAGUAUUCUUACAGGACUAGGAGCAUGUUUCUGUCGUACGUCAUGUUUUUUAAUAGUAGCAAAGUACUUCAACAAGAAGCGAUCAUUUGCCACAGGGAUUUUAACCAUGGGGGCCAGUCUCGGAAUGUUUGUAUGGGGCCCUAUAACACAGGUCCUACUUGAUUCAUUUGGCUGGAGAAACACAUAUAGAGUGAUGGCAGCUUCCUGCACCCUUAUUUUCAUCUGUGCUAUGACUUUUAAUCCCAAUGUUGAGGAGAAUGACUGGGAAGCAGCAGGGAAGCAAAAAAUAGGAGAGAGCAAUGAUAACAAUGAGGAGAAAGAUUGCUGUGGCAAUGACUUUGAAGCUAGGAGUGAGGAAAUGAAAAUUCUUGAUUUUUCAGUAUGGCAGAUUCCCCAGUUUUGCAUACUUGUUUCUUCAUUCACACUGAUGUUCUUGUGUCGUUUCAUACCCAUGGUUCAUCUAGCCAAGUACAGUGAAGAACUGAACAUUUCACCUCAUCAAGCCUCAUUCUUUUACAUGUUCCUUGGAAUCUCAUCAGGCACAUCUGCAUUUCUAAUUGGCAGACUGUGUGAUGUCAAAUGGAUCAAUAUACGUUAUGUAAAUCAGCUUGGAAUUUUGGUUUCUGGAAUCUCUACACUGCUCUUACCACUUGCUAAAAACUAUCUUUCUGUUGCAUUUUAUGCUGUAGUGUUUGGGUUCUCAGAUGGAGCCUUCAUCACAACACAAAAUGUAAUUCUCUUGAAUAUUGUUGGGCCCAAGAGACGAGCAGCUGCAUUUGGGUUUGGGUGCAUGUUGUGUUCACUGGCUUUAGCUGCUGGUCCACCUUUAACAGGCUUCAUAGCUGACCAACUGGCUUCAUACAAGUUUGCGUUUUACACAAUAGGCUCUCUAAUUCUUCUCAGUGCAGCUAUUCAGAUGCUUCUGAUCUGCUUUGAGUCUCCAGUCAGUGAGACCAAAGGAGAUAGUGAUGCUGCUGUGACUGUCAAAGUGGUUACAGUCUCUGAGAAUAUCUGCACAGAAAGUCAACAUGGGAAACCUGACGAUAAAGAACUCCUGGGAGGCCUUUAUGUAAAAUCUCUGUUGAAAAAGAACAGCAACAUCAGUGCUUCUGUGGAGAGUAUCCAGCUCCUUUAAAAUUUUACACCUUGACAACAGUAUGUACAUUCUCCAUACUGCUCUUUAUAAAUUUACCAUGAUACUGAGUAGGAGAACUUCCUUAACGAUCAAGAAUUUCUUAAGUUGGCUGCUCUUUCUAUCAUUCUCAUGACCUUGAAGUGUUUGAUUCAAUGGUGAUACAAUGAGGAGGAAUCAGUGGGGAUUAUAACCCUUAACUCCUAAGAUCUCACUGGUAAUUCUCCUUACUGUCUGCCAUGUACAGUUCUUGUAAUGUUAGUUUUGAGAAUUUGGUUUUGGAUCAACUAAUAAUCCUCUAAGUUAUAUUUUUCUUUAUUCUCAUCACUUAAUUGUCUGCUUGAUAUUGUACUGAUAUCACAAUUACAUCAAAAGGAGAAAUGCUGUCUUGGUCACUUAUGGGAGUUAAAGGGUGAAUGGAACACUUUUUUCAGAAUUAUUUUAUAGUUAUGUUAUAAAUGUACUUGGUUUAUAUUAACUAACUUAUAAUCAUGAUAGCUAUAAAAAAUCAUGAUGAUUCUUUUGAUUGCAACGAUAGUCUAGAUAAUCAUAAUUAUAACAAUUAAUCGUCAAUCGUGGUGGAUAUUGGGGAAUAUCCAUCACUCACUGAUACUAAGGUGAAUACUUGCUUUUGUGCUGAAUAUAUCACACGGAUACAAAAAAAUAUUUAUUUCUUCUGGACAAUAUACUGAAGAGUGGCCAGAAAUUAAGUCUUGAUGUGUGAUUUUGUCUCAUCAGCUACUUAGAAGUGCAUGGUAUUUACUAUUCACUAAUGAGUCAGCCCAUCUGAGGGCAGUAAUGUUCACUUGUGUGGUAUAUGCAAAUAAUUAUUAUGAUUGUUAGAUUAUUUAGUGAAUGAAAUUAAGUUAAAUCUGCAAUUUUCUUGGGAUCUAACAAUCUAGAUAUUAAGUAAAAUCUGAAGUACUUUUAAGAAUACAGUAUUUAUGCCUUUUGGCCUCCUUUUCAUUUGUGGCUUGCUCAUUCCUUACUGAAAGAACUCCUUCAAAACAAUUUAUGUUUUUUUUACUUUUGGUUCAUUCACAUUUUGGCUGCUAGUCUUAAUUAUGGAGUAUUAUAUUUACCUUUAAUAAUAAUCUACAUUGCAUUCACAACAAAAUUCAACUUGAUCUCCAGAAUUGAAAUGAAAAAAAUAUUUAUUUUUGAAGUUUUACCAAUGAUGAACUAUUUAUUCUUUUAAGAAAGUUUAAGUUUGUUUGAAUAUUUGGGUAAAAACUUUAAGGGGUAUGGGUAUUUCAGUUAAAUAGUGAUUUUUGGAAUUAUGGGGAUACAAUCUGCAGGAAUUAAUGGGGUACAUUAUUGUUAAUAUUAAGUUUAAUUAAAGUUAAAUUAAUGAGAUGCAGGAUACUCAGAGCCCCCUAAUGGACCCUACAUAAGGGCUUCAUCAAUCUGUAAACCUUGGGUAUUUGAAUGAUUAAACUUAAGUCACAAAUUAAAUGUUAAACAAAUGUCAGUUAGCUUUGCAAUGAAAUUGACAGUACUGUUUAUCCACAAUCAAGAUAACAUUGAUUAAAAUUUGGAAUUAUA
Pocillopora verrucosa is the source of this 3198-nucleotide messenger RNA. RefSeq names its product monocarboxylate transporter 13. Gene Ontology annotation, cellular component: membrane. NCBI's taxonomy places the organism in Eukaryota, Metazoa, Cnidaria, Anthozoa, Scleractinia, Pocilloporidae. Gene Ontology annotation, molecular function: monocarboxylic acid transmembrane transporter activity. The record is from RefSeq and is a predicted model, not a curated record. Gene Ontology annotation, biological process: transmembrane transport.